Messenger RNA from Macrosiphum euphorbiae (potato aphid), 2235 nucleotides. NCBI's taxonomy places the organism in Eukaryota, Metazoa, Arthropoda, Insecta, Hemiptera, Aphididae. The record is from the annotation of a GenBank genome assembly.
AUGAGCAACCGAACGCCACCGUCAUUUACGAGGACACCUAGUCGCCGCUAUCAGAGGAGGAUCGUCGAAGGAGCCAACGAUAAUCAAACUUUCGGAGAUGAAUACAAGACCAGAGACGAAUUGAUGCUAUUGUCGUCAUCGUCGUCGUUGAAACCGCAAGACAAGCUGAAAAACUGUUCCAACCCUCAACUUCCUGUCCACACCAUGUACGUGCCGAACCGGAGCGAUUCGCCAAGGAGCACCAGAAGUGCACCGUGGGGAGUGUGGUCGAGCGCUCCUACCCGGGGCCUGUACUCGAGCAGCUCGCCGAGGAGUGUCCGAUCCGGUCCGCAUCAGAUCAUGCGCCACGCCCGCAGGUCGUCCAGCGUGGAUAGCCAGAGCUCCAACGACUCGAGAUCGUGUCGCAAGCACAGACACCGCAACAAUAGACGGUCCUCGGAUAACGAGAGCGAACAGUCGGGCCGGUCGGGAAAAUCGCACCGGAAGCACAGGCACCGGAGCCGGAAGUCGUCGGAGGGCGACGACCACGAGCACAGGCGGCACAGGUAUCAGCUUGUGGAGUCUGAGGGUCAGUGGCGGGAAGUGCAGCGGAGACAGGCUGAAGGCAGGUCAGCUAUACAAAAGGCGUCAGUGGUUCGGCCACGGUCGGGCUACGCGAACAGCGGGCUGGAGUCCGAGAGCGAGAUUUCUCACCAUUCGUCGUCGUACCGGAGACGGAAACACCGGAAACACAGGUCGCGGUCCAGGUCGCCGUCGGAAAGCAGCAGCAAGACGCGUCUGCCGGAGGAGCUCAAAAAGCAUUUGGAGUUCGAACUGGUCGAAACGGACGGCAUGACCGAGGAACAGCUGCGAGAAAUACCGUACACGGCGGUGAAAACAUCCCUGAAAACCAAUAACUCGUCGCCUCCUCUGUCGUCCAAACGGAAAACCUAUUCGUCCCGGAGAGCCAAAAGUUGUUCGCUAAAAGACUCUACCGUGCCGGAAGCCGGCGACAGUCCUCCGCCGCCGUAUAGCGAAGGCCCGGCCGAUAAAUGUUCCACUGCCGCAGCCGUCUCCAUGCCCAGUUCGAAAAGCGCAAAUCAGUUACCAAGAACGCAGCCACCCAACCAAAGCGGACCGACGGCGACGUCGACGAGGACGUCUGCUGACCCAAAUUACAGGGCCACUUGUUCUGCGCUGUACGCCAACCCGUCGGCGUUGCAUGUGGGCUCGGCAAACAGCUAUCAUCAUUCUAGUCACGACCAGCGGAACCUUAUGAACCAUUCCCGGUGGUUACACGAUCUCGAGCAGAAAGACAACGCACACAACAGGAGGACAGAAAAUAUGAUGCGAGACUUCCCUUACAAUUCAGCCAGGUCGUCGGCAAAUGGGAACAGCGCCGAACGACCCUCUACGAACCCGGCCAAGUCGACACCGCCGCCGUGGUCUAGUCAAGAAAUUCGUGGCACCCUGGGUGGUGGUGGUGUUCCAUGGCAGUGCGUCCCGGACCGCGUAUACCCGGUUAGCGGUUACGGCCCACCCAAAAAUAUCAACCAGGCGGCGUACCAGAACCGGAGCAACAACAAUCCGGAAACGUGCGCGACGUCGGCUUUGGUUGACACAAAUCGGAACAGCGCGAUGAUCGCGAUGACGACGACAACCGAUGACGCCAAGUCUACAGCCGCCACCACUUCGGCUGUGGCAGGUCAGUCAAUCAAGUCCAGCAAGUCUUUCGAGAGCGGCGUGCUAGGGCAGCACGCCAACACUCCCAACGGCGUCAUACCGUGGCCGGGUGACAGAGGAAAACAAAGACCGUCGCACCAGUGGGACCACCAUAAUGGUACGUCGUCAUCGUCGUCGCCACAUCACCACCUCCACCAUCAGCAGCAGAACCACCAUCAACAGCAGCAGAACCAACAACAACAGCAGCACCAACAGCAGCCGAAUCACACACAACAGCAGCACAACGGAUCGUCCUCAUACGGAGUCGGAGGUGGUGGUGGUGGUGGUGAUAUAUUGUACCUGGGAAACAGGUCCUCGGGGGUGCGCACUUCUUCCAGGGGUGGUCCGACGUACUUUUCGCCACAACACAACCACGUGGACAGACUGUCGAACUCUGAACUGAGGUCGUCGGCCAGCCUAGAGGAGAUCCUUUCGCCGAUCCUGCAGAGCAAACUGACCACGUGUGAGUAUAACUUUACUAUACGCGAAUACGAAAAACGCAAUACCGAGACAAUAGUAUAUUAUAUUAUAUAA